Molecule: messenger RNA, 1584 nt
Organism: Nannizzia gypsea CBS 118893
Lineage: Eukaryota; Fungi; Ascomycota; Eurotiomycetes; Onygenales; Arthrodermataceae
Product: SH3 domain-containing protein
Exons: 1
Coding region: 1-1584 (527 amino acids)
Molecular function (GO): protein binding
Source: RefSeq, a predicted model, not a curated record
AUGGCGACUGCUGCGAUGGCAUCGUCACAGUCGCCGCCUCAGUUCGAUGCCUCUGCUCCCUCAUCGAUCUCAUCGCGGGCUUCUCUGCCACCCUCUGCCACCAAGCGGACGAGCCUCCAAAGACCUUCGUCGUAUCCAAAAAACCGACUGUCCGUCCACUCCAACAAGUCAAACUCGCAAAUCCGCUCGCGUCCUACCUCUGCCACCUCUAAUACCUUUUCUGUUUACCAGUCGAGUCUCCCUUACGCUUUGGUUCGGGAUUUUGCCUAUCCUCCGAGCCACCCUCUUCAUUAUGGUGCACCUCCCAAAGACUCGGGCAUUUCGACGCCUGUCCACGAAUCUCGGAGGAUUUCAGAUGCGCCCCUGUCAUCACUGGACGCCACUCGCGCUCACUGGCCAGCCCCAAACUGGGACCCAGGUACUAUGUACAGCCAGCAGCAACUACCUCCGAUAGCAUUUGGCGAUGGACCUCCGUAUAGUGAAGACGAGGAUCUACAUAGCCCCGUUGUCACCACCUCACGGCAUCGCAAGUAUAAGUCCGGCCACUCUAGUGAGAGCAGGCCUGGCUCACGCAGACGCAAAGGGUCGGGCUUCGGUGAUCCUGACAAUAGUGUUGAUUCUGAAAGAGGUGUCUUAAUUGGUGUCAACGGAGACGGAAGCGAAACGUAUUAUGUUAGAGAUGAAGAUGCGGAUGAAGAUGGGCCAGGAGGAGAGUACGUGACCUACCCUGCAGGGGAUGGCAGACGCGCAUACCAUCCCGGAUUUGGUGACCAAGACGGAGUUGGGGGUGCCGGUCUUGGUAACUCCGCUCACAACCAUGGAUCUUACGAUCGAGAUUUCGAGCUAGCCUCCGAUGAUGAUAUAUCAGACGACGAUGCAUGGCAUGACCCUUCGAGAUACUCUCGAGAUUAUCAAUUUACAAUUGUUUCGCCAGAUGAGGAGAUGCACGGUAAAGCUGUGGCACUCUUCGAUUUCACUCGCGAGCACGAAAACGAACUUCCUUUGAAAGAAGGCCAGGUAAUUCUGGUUUCUUAUCGUCAUGGCCAGGGAUGGCUUGUUGCUGAAGACCCAAGGACCGGAGAAAGUGGACUGGUUCCAGAGGAGUUUGUACGUCUCGUUAGGGAUAUCGAAGGUGGACUGAAUUCUCUUAAUGGCGAUUUGAACAUGAUCGACCCAAAUACUACCGGAAGCGAAUCAGAACAGACACCGGUUGCCACCACUCUGCCGGCCUCGCAACUGAACGACGCUCAUAUCAGUGGUACUACCGAUGUGGAUGCACAAGCUCAUUCCCCCGUUGAAAUCGAUGCGACUGAUAGUGGAACACAAGAAAUGGAUACGUCAACUACACAAAGCAAAGAAACUGAAAAGGAUAAAGCAAGAGAAAAGCAUCCUCCAGUAGUGUCCACCUUUUCAACGAGCAGCAAAGACCUAAACCCCUAUCCCUCACAUCUCCUCAGUGGCCAUCAACAUAGCAGAUCUAUGCCUCCCCCGAUUGAACACUCCGAAGCUCAAUUGGCCCGUUCCAGCUCCGGUGCAGCAAAACGAACCAAAAGUGUCUCCAAACGAGCCUCUGAGUCCGCUUAA